This is a messenger RNA of Dimorphilus gyrociliatus, 1613 nucleotides long. The record is from the annotation of a GenBank genome assembly. NCBI's taxonomy places the organism in Eukaryota, Metazoa, Annelida, Polychaeta, Dinophilidae.
GCAGUUUUUUAGCUUUUGUUCCUGAAGAUUAAUAUCGGUAUUACCUUUUUUCAUAUAUCAAUGCGAAAAAUUAACAAUAGUCAAUGAAUAUUGAAUGAAAAUUCGUCAUAAAAUAGAAGGAUUUCUAACCAUUCACCUUAACAAUGUUUUACCCCUUCUUACAUAUUCUACCGUGAAAGAUAAACAGCCAAUCAGCGUUAAAAAAAAGAUAAACGCCAAAGCGAACUAAACGACAGCGAGCGAAUCAGGGCAGAGGCUCUAAGAGUUCAUUUUCUCUCGCGGUUUUAUCACGUUCAGAAGUUGGCUCUAGAGGAUGGAUAUGAAUAAAUGUAAAUCCACUUCUUAUAUGAUUGAUAGUAUUCUUGGAAGAAGAUCCCCUUCUCCUAUACAACCACCUAUGUCUUCAUCGCCUAUAGUGCAAGUUCACGACGCAGAUGAGGAACACCCAACACCAUCUCCACAACCAAACUCCGUUCAAGAUGUAGAAGAAACAUCUCCUGAUGUUGGAGAGGAUAAAGAUGAUAAGCCACGCAAAGUUCGACGAAGUCGAACAACUUUUACAACAUUUCAAUUGCAUCAAUUAGAAAGGGCGUUCGAAAAAACUCAGUACCCAGACGUGUUCACAAGAGAAGAGCUCGCAUUGAGAUUGGAUCUAAGCGAGGCCCGUGUACAGGUCUGGUUCCAGAACAGACGCGCUAAGUGGAGGAAGAGAGAGAAGCAAUUGGGUAGAGAGAGUCCUACCUAUUUAGCUUCUCCAGAAGAAUUGACGGCAAAUAUCCCUGCCGAUCUAUUAGCUGCUCGAAUGGCUUUAAAUCCGGUUUUGGGGUUGCAUCCUACAUUAGCAUAUCUCCAACAUAAGCUACCAUAUCUACCACCACCUCCACCACCUACUCUUCUACCACCGCCUUUCUUUAGACCCCCUUUACAUACCGAUUGCAGUUCGGAGGAAACGCUCGAUUUGAGAAAGUCAUCGAUAGAAGCUUUACGUGUUAAAGCUCGACAAAUUCAAAGGCCGACCUGUAAAUCUUAGACAUUUAUUAUACCACUAUACGUAUUCGUUUUGUCUGUGUAAAUAGCCGAUAGACUAUAUGUAGAAAGAGAGAGUAUGUUUACCGAUAGAAAAUUAUGUUUAUAAUAUAAUGCCAUAUAAUACAGAGUACAUUGACCUUGGUGUGACAAAGAGUGCGUAAUUAGCCCUGAAGCGUGUUGGAGGCGGGAGGAUAUUAAACGCAUUAACAUGUCCGUGACGUGAGCUUUGUCAAACAUGUCUAUAUCUCAGUUUUCUGCCCCUCAGAUAAGCAUCUCAAUUGUUAAUACCAUAUAAUAUAACUUUAGUCGAAUUAUAACCAGUCGACCGAACAAAACAACCCGAUUGUUAAAAAAAAAAUCCCACUUACGAACCGAUCCAUAGGCGAAAUACAAUGGGCAAAUAAAGCUAAUCAGAGUUAAUUGAAUUUCUAAUAAAGAAAAUAGCUAUAAUUUAAGAGCGUGUAAUUGGAAAAUGCACAUCGACAUAAUGAAAAUCGAUAAGCAAUAAAAAUGUGAUUUGUAUGGAACGUUCUCAGCAACUAACUUGAAAAAAUUCUCUUAUUUAUCAAUAUAGAAAAUUUAAG